CAGGCCUCUCACUGUUGUGGCCUCUCCCAUUGCGGAGUGCAGGCUCCGGACACACAGGCUUAGCUGCCAUGGCUCACGGGCCCAGCCGCUCCGUGGCAUGUGGGAUCUUCCCAGACCGGGGCACGAACCCGUGUCCCCUGCAUCGGCAGGCGGACUCUCAACCACUGCGCCACCAGGGAAGCCCAAGAUCUUAAUUCCCCGACCAGGGAUCCAGCCCGGGCCCUCGGCAGUGAAAGCGUGCAGUUCUAACCACUGGACCACCAGGGAAUUUCCAAAUCCUAUCUAUUUUGAGUGUGGCGGCGCUUGGGGCCUGCCAGCAGAGACGGAGUGGAGUGGGGUGACACACCAGGACCUGAGCCACGAGGAGUGCCCACCCGAAGCUGCCCAAACCCAGAGGUGCUUGAGCUUGUGGAUGAAGUUGAUCAUGUACUCGCACAUGGGCGAGCGGUGGAUGCGGUACACGAAGCGCCCGUUCUCCAGCCUGGCGUACUCGGUCUGCGGGAGCCGGGGUCAGGCAUCGCUCGGCUGGCCCGCCCCCAGCCCCCGCCCCCCGCCCCCUGGGCCCCCACUCACCUCCACCUUCUCCACCACCUGCUUGCCAAAGGAGCACACCUUGGUGGAGACGCUGAUGGUCAUGCUGUCGGCCGAGCUGUACUGGGAGCUGACCCCGUAGAAGGCCCCCGGGCCCUCCUGGAUGGUGCUGUUGAGGUCGGCCUGGAGGAGGGGGCGGGGCGGCCUAAGGUGCUGUCCCAGGCCCAGGGAGGCGUCCCGCCCUGGGGCUGGGGGCAUACAUAGCCCACACAGUGCCCACAGGGCCGGGGAGAGGGGGUCGGUAGGGUAGGCCUGGGUGCAUCGCACAUCUGGGGGGACCCUUGGGAGCAGAGAGGGACCAGGGCAGCUCACCCAGAACUUGACGAGGAAGAAGGCGUUAGGGGGCCCCUUUUCAUAGAGCUCCUUCAGGCCACCCUUCUUCUCGGGAAACUUGUCGUAGAUCUGACGCACAUCCACUGCCUCCAGGGGCGGGUCUGAGAAGGCGGGAUUCGUCUGGCCGAUGUGCACAAACAGGUGUUUGCUGUACUGUGGGGAGGGCCCAGUACAGGGUCAGGAGAGCUCGAGAGAGUGCAGGCCCAGGGGGAGCGGGGGGCUGCAAGGGAACAGACCUGCCCUAUGGCCUCCCAACCCCGUGACCCUGAGCUGUGGCCCUGGACCGCACAGACCCUGCCCCACCCCCUACGUUACCGUGUCAGGGUCGCGCUGCACCUCCAUGAAGGCGGAAUAUUCGAGGAGCCGCAGCCGGGAGGAGGCGAUGGUGCGGUCCUGCCACACAGGCACAGAGGCAGCAGCUGAGGGGAGCGGGGCCAGGGGCUCAUAACCUGGGAGGACGAGACGGACCCUCGUCUGCACGGGCGCGUGUGCGGCUACACACAGAGCCGCUCCCCACCCCCGCACAGAGCCUGUGUGCGAGCUGGAGAAUGGUGCCCCUUUUGGACGGGAACACAGGCUGGAUUUUGACUCCCCUGCCAGGUGUCCUUGUGCAGUGCACAGCCUGCAGCACCGUGUGUGGUGGCCCUAGUAAUGUACAUCAGUGGAUUUUCCCUCAUGUCACCAUUAAUGUGUGUCCAAACAGAAAAUAUAGACAAGUGAAAAACGUAAAAAUAAAAAUUACCCAGAAUCCUAACUCCUAACGAAAGCAAAACUCUGAAGAUUUCAGUGUAUUUCCCUUGAAGGAAUUAUAUAUACAUACACAUAUCAAUGUGACACCUUUGGUGGUGUGUACUUGUAGCAGAGUUGUGGAAGCAACAUUGUAAAAGGUAAGGGGGCUAUUCCUGGCCUGUCCCAAUCCCCUACAGAUGCCAGCCACUCCUCCCUCCCAGCCCGCGCGCAUAUACAGCGCGCGCACACACACAUACAAGUCUGGCCCCAGCUCUUCUGAGCAGAGGUGCAGCUGCUGAGGGAGGGAGAGGUGGUGGCUGCCUUGUGCAGGGAACUUACUGCUGAGCGUCGGCGGCAGGGGUGGCUGGACGGGGUAGGCUGGCUGUGCAAAGGGCUUGAUGCUGCAGACAGGAGCAUGGGCUGGUUAGAGGGUCACCCCUUCCCCACUUUCCGCCUGGCCCAGUCACGUGGGUCUCAUCUGGGAUCCCACAUAGGAAGCCACCAGGCCUUCCUGUGGAGGCCCAGAAAUACAUGCUGACCAGCUAACUCGUAAGCUUUUUGUUUUCUUCACGUCUUAACUUUAUGAAGUCUGCCUGCAUCUCACAACUGAUGUGCACAUUUAAUGCAGCAUUUCAAACCCACCCUGCAGAGCUGUUCAUUAAAGUGAGGGCAUGUCUUAGGAAGAAAGUCAUCUUAGAGUUGAAGGAGCUGAGAAUACUUGACUACCUGACUUGUUGAAUGAAAGACUGACUCAGAGAUUAACUGAGUGAAAAAUAAUUGUAAGAUGGAUGACAAGUGGUUGAUGAAUGAACAAACACAUGAAUGAACAGACAGAUGCAUUAGCUCUCUUAACUGGCACUCUCCAACCCUCUAUUUUUGAACGAAGACUUUGCUCAGCUGCUGCUGGAACCCAGAUGGGAGGGGAAGUCCAGAGUGGCUGCCAGGGGAAAGAAGAGGGUGUGGGAAGGAAAUGCCACCAUACUCACUCCUGAGAGGGUCCAGGCUGCUGUCCCAGGAGAGGGGGGCUGCUCCAGAACUGCAGAGAUGGGAAGAAGCCCAGGGUCCCUCAGUAUCCAGGACCCCAACCCCGGCCCACCCUAAAGGCACUCCUUCACCCCAGUCCCACUUCCCAGGACCCCUGUACCCGAGAGGAAGUGGAGAAGACGGCCUGGGGCAGAGGGGAGGGUGGGCUGAACUUGUUCUGUAGGACGCUGGCUGAGACAAUCUGGGCAGAGGACAUGGACGCCAUGCUCUGGAGGGCUUUGUCCUUGGAGACCUGGUCCUGAGGAGGGGAGAAGCCUUGUGAGGCCCAGGCCAGGCCAGAGACAAGACAGGGGCUUGCCUCAGGGGCCUCCCCCCAGGCCCUGUCUCCUCCUAAGUGUACAUCACCCCUCUGAUCACAAUCCACAAUAAGAAAUUAUUUUACUCCAUAACCCAGUAUAAGCCAAAACAGUUCUCCUUAUUUUGCUUAUUUUGUGUGUCACGCACUCUCAUAUUUUCUGUUUCAUCAGUGGUUCUCAAAGUAUGGUCCACGGACCAGCAGCACCAGCAUCACCUGGAAGCUUGUUAGAAAUCAAAUUCUCAGGCCCUAGCCCAGACCUACUGAAUCUGAAACUCUGAGGGUGAGGCCGAGAAAUCCGACUUCAUAAGCCCUCCAGGUGAUUCUGAUGCAUGCGAAAGUUUGAGAACCACUAUAAUCCAUUUUUUCAAAGAUUUAUUAUUUAUUUAUUUUUGUUUAUUUUCGGCCACAUCAGGUCUUUAGUUGUGGCACACAGGCUUCCCUCUAGUUGUGGCGCGCGGGUUUUCUCUUCUUUAGUUGUGGUGCAUGGGCUCCAGAGCGUGUGCGCUCUGUAGUCGUGAUGUGCGGGCUCCAGAGCGCGCGGGCUCUGUAAUUUGUGGCACACGGGCUCUCUAGUUGAGGCGUGCGAGCUCAGUAGUUGUUGCGCGUGGGCUUAGUUGCCCCGCAGCAUGUGGGAUCUUAGUUCCCUGACCAUGGAUCGAACCCACGUCCCCUGCACUGUAAGGCAGAUUCUUUACCACUGGACCACCAGGGAAGUCCCUAUAAUGCAUUUUUUAAAAAAUGCUGUUUGCAAGCCUAUUACAUUGAUUUCACAAUCCAUAAUUUGAAAAUCCUAUAUUAGGUGCUCUCCCCUCCAUUGCCCCCCACCCCCCGGGGAGGGGCAGUGCUACUUACCAGGUUCAUGGCCUGUGGAAGAGAAGGAGAAUGGAUUAGAAGAGACACAGAGGAGGGCCAGAUGGGAUGGAGGGACAUGUCAUUUCAUCAUCCUCCUCUCAAUGCCCACCUGGCUCUCAGUUCCUGAGAAGCGCAGGGAAGCUCAGAGGUAGCUGUGGACCCUCCCCCAGCCCCACUGCCACCUAGAGGGAGUGCGUGCCAGCUGGGGGUUCCCUGGAAAGGGUAGGAUGAGGGCAGAGGGGCUGGAGAUCCAGAUGGUGGACCAAGCUGGGGCCCCUUGGGUCUGUCCACGUGUACUGCACUUUAGGCGUGGGGACUGGGGUGGGAGGCCCAGUCUGCUGGGCAUUUGUGGGCAGGGAGAAGGAGAUGCAGCCUACAGGGGCCUUGACCUGGGCCAGGGCCAUGAACCCAAGGCUCUGAGAUCCUCAGCCACAGAGCAGCCAGGAUUGAGCGUCCAACAAGGAAUGGCCAUGCCCGCCAGUCCCCACCAGUGUCUCCUCCCUGCCCACCUGGAGUCCCCAUGCAAUUAGCAAGCAGCAGUUAGGAGGAAGGAGAAAAGGAAAAUGGAGAAGAAGAGAGGUGGGCCUUAGUGGCCCCCAGGUGGUCUUCCUCUCCCUCGCUGUAGGGCUGGCUGUCCCCUUGGGUUCCUGCUUACUCUCCAGGGGCUCUGACCCUGUGUAGCCUGAAGUGGCAAAUGGGCUUCUUCUGCUGCUUAUCUUUCUGAGACCCCCCUGCUGCCCCCCAUAGCUCCUCAGCCCCUUCCCUGUCCCGGGCUGGGGUCAGAGAGCAGCAUCAGGCCUGGGCAGGGCCAGGCCAAGUGGCAGGGGACCCCAUACCUUCAGCUUGGACUGAAUCUCCCGAGAUUUCCGCCUGGCUAGAACCUGCAAGUGGCUAGAGACCUGUAGAGAGAGAGAGAGAGAGAGAAAGAGAAAAAGAACAGAAAGAACAGAAGAGGCAAGAACAGAGUUUCAGCCAGAAAAGAGGCACAGUGCGGCCAGAGAGCCAGCCAAGGCAGAGGCCUGAGCCGUGCAGAGAAAGUGGUAGAGGCGCCGUGAGUGAGAGGCCGAGGAAGGGCUGGAGGCCCCAGUCAGGCGCCCAACGUACCUUGAUGCCAACCUGGUACUCCCGCACCUUCUUCCGAGCUAGAACCUGUAUGUGGCUGGACACCUAGGGGCCGCCCCGCGCCCAGCCAGAGAGGAAAACACAGACAGUGAGGAGGCAUAGCACAGGGUAGCCACGGGCAAGGAGCAUCCCAGCCCUCAUCUCUGGGACCAAAUGUAAGAGGGGCAACCGUGGGGCCCCUGUGGGCAGACACACCUUGGCCCUGCCAAUUCUGCCCUCUUUUGGCCCUGUCUUGAUCAAGGGCCUACCGUGGCUUUCAGGAGCACCAUGUACAGUUGUACAGGUUGUUCACUGCAUAAGCGCACCUGGCCCAGUGAGAGCUAAAAUCCAGCCCAAGCUCUGCUGGCCAAGCUAUGUGCCCUGGUGCACGACUGCAUCUGAAGUGGAGGAAGAGAGACCCAGGAAUCCAAAAUGGCAUCAGUCAUACCACUGAAGGAAGAGAAGCUCCUGGAUGUCAAAAUAGGGGAGCUGCCAAGCUGGAUACUGACGCAGGAUUUCACCCCUAAAGGCAUUGCUGGAGCAUUUCAAAGAGGUUACUACCAAUAUUACAAUAAGUAUGUCAGUGUGAAGAAAGGGAGCUUCGCUGGGCUUUCUACGGUGCUGGCAGCUUACAUGCUUUUCAACUACUGCUGUUCUUACAAGGAGUUCGAACACGAGUGGCCACGCAAGUACCACUGAAGAGGGCCCGGUGUGAAGGGCACACUCUGCAUUCCUGACCUUUGCCCAGCAGCCCUGAAUCCUUUCAUAUCCUAAUUGAGAAUUAACACCCAAUAAAAGAUGACUGGUAAACAACAGAGGAAGAGCAUCUUUGUAUUCUUCCAAAAAGGGGUGCCUUUUUCUCACUGGUGUCCUCAGAGGAGACACUUUUUUUUCUAAUUGGCAUCAAAGAGGCUAGCCAUGGCCAUAAUGCUCCUGCUGGCCACCAGAUUAUACA
Globicephala melas (long-finned pilot whale) is the source of this 5903-nucleotide messenger RNA. Lineage: Eukaryota; Metazoa; Chordata; Mammalia; Artiodactyla; Delphinidae. The record is from RefSeq and is a predicted model, not a curated record.